GUCAAAGUAAUGGCGGAAGUGUAUUCGCGAGGCGGGGCUCCCAGUGAAGUAGCGAAGUAGUACGUGUGCAUUUAGCUGUUAGCCUGCAGCCAGUGAGCUGACGACAACUCAUUUAGUCACAAACAUGGUGCUGCUUGAAAACGAUUCGUUCCUCACAGAGCUCACUCGUCUGUUCCAGAAGUGCAGAUCCUCGGGUAGUGUCGUCAUCACGUUGAAAAAGUACGACGGUAGGACUAAGCCAGUGCCCAGAAAAGGCCACUCGGAGUCCUUUGACCCUGCAGACAAUAAAUGUCUCAUCAGAGCUUCUGAUGGCAAGAAGAAAAUUAGCACAGUGAUCAACACCAAAGAAGUAAUCAAGUUUCAGAUGGCGUAUUCCAACCUUCUCAGAGCACACAUGGAUGGACUGAAGAAGAAAGACAAAAAGAGCAAAAGCAAGAAAAGCAAAGCCACCCAGUGAGCAACAGACUGAUAGCUUGAACUGAUCCUGGUCCUUCUGACAGGAAGGGAGUGGGUUCCACUCAGAUGACCCGUCGGUCCCUCCCUCAGAAUACCGUGUACAUCGUUCCAGUGACCACUUCCAUACUUUGCCAUGCUAAUGUGUUGUCGGCAAUUCUUCCGAGUGCCAUCUGUGAGGAUUUGUCGUACGGCACAAAUCGACCGCCCUCGACAGUCUCUGGAGCCAAACCCACGCAGUCCAGCCCAGCGGCCUGUUGACUUUUCUUCUAUUUAAUGACUACUCUCCCUAUUUAUGUUCAAAUUCUAAUUGUCAAGCCAGUCACUUUAAGUUUUUUUAGAGGGAUGAUUUCAUUUUUAUCUUUGGUAAAUGUAUUGAACUGUCGGAUGAGUUGCUUGGACACACAAAACAAAUAUGGUUUUUCCCUCACAUGUUUCAAGUAGUUUUUAGUAGAAUUAUUUCCCCUUUAAGGACCCCAUGAAGCUGCCGCACUAGCAAUCUUAUUUUGUCAAUAAUGAUGUUUCAGUUCAUCAGACGUUUGAAUGGGCUAAAUAGCACAACAUAUUGAUUUAGUGAAAGCCGAGGCAUGUUGGACUUCUGGACGAUGCAUUCCCAGUCCAAGGCAGCGUGUUGACGUUGACAAAUAAAGUGCUCUGUUCAAAAGUCA
Messenger RNA from Nerophis lumbriciformis (worm pipefish), 1121 nucleotides. It is a transcript of the gene srp14, whose product is annotated as signal recognition particle 14. Gene Ontology annotation, molecular function: 7S RNA binding; endoplasmic reticulum signal sequence receptor activity. The record is from RefSeq and is a predicted model, not a curated record. Gene Ontology annotation, biological process: SRP-dependent cotranslational protein targeting to membrane. Gene Ontology annotation, cellular component: signal recognition particle, endoplasmic reticulum targeting. NCBI's taxonomy places the organism in Eukaryota, Metazoa, Chordata, Actinopteri, Syngnathiformes, Syngnathidae.